Messenger RNA from Gorilla gorilla gorilla (western lowland gorilla), 5966 nucleotides. RefSeq names its product glucagon receptor (gene GCGR). Lineage: Eukaryota; Metazoa; Chordata; Mammalia; Primates; Hominidae. Gene Ontology annotation, biological process: cell surface receptor signaling pathway; adenylate cyclase-activating G protein-coupled receptor signaling pathway. The record is from RefSeq and is a predicted model, not a curated record. The transcript has 14 exons. The coding region runs from base 4221 to 5654 and encodes 477 amino acids. Gene Ontology annotation, molecular function: glucagon receptor activity; peptide hormone binding. Gene Ontology annotation, cellular component: plasma membrane.
GGACGUUCGGGAGUCGACCCGGUGGGGACAGAGACUGCGGGGCGGGCGCGGCGGGGCCGGGGGCGCGGGGAGCGGGGAGCCGGCCGGGCGGUCUCCGGGGUCCGGGCUGGUGCGGUCCUCAGUCCCGUCAGACACCCCCGUUCCCAACCCCGGCUCGGACACCACCCGGUCCUGCACCGUCGGGCAGGUCCAGGGGUCUCAGCCCCUCCCCCGUUCUCUGGUCCCGGGGGGCGCGGCUGGGGGCGGGGGUGUCGCUGGCCGCCUGGCGCCCUGCGGCGGCCACACUGCAGCAGCCACACUCCCCACUCCGGGCCCCGGGCCCCGCCGCCCUGGGGAGCGCACAAAGCGCCGCGGACGCGCCCCCAAGGCGCGGGGUCUCACCAGCGCUGUCUCCCCUCGGUGGGCUCCUGCCCCCAGGACUGCCCGGUGGCACCGGCGCGGCCCAGGAUGGGGUGAGGGGUGUCUGCGCCCCGCCUGGCCGCUCCUCUUCCGCGGCCCACACUGGCGACUUUGACCCCGGCAAGCGGGUCACUGCCCUGCCCGGCUCCGGCCUCUCCGGCGCCCCACCACCCGGGCGACUCGGCCACCCGGCUUAUGCUCCGACUCUGAACCGACUGACCCCGGCCCUCUCGGCGCCCGCAUCCUCCAAGGACCGGCCAGGGCUGCUCUCUGCCCUUGGUAUUGGGGACAUCAGGGUUGGGGGGUCGGGGUGCACCCAGGCCGGCACCCAGGCCUGCCCCGCCCCCACGGGGUGAGGACGCAGGGAUAGGGCUUUGUCAACAGCCUGUGGCCCCUGAUCCCGCCCCGGUGCCCUGACCUUCCAGUACCUUCUCUGGUUUCACAAAAACAUCCCGGCUCCCAUCCUGGAGCUCCUCAAAGCGUCUGAGAGGCCCCUUGCGGACGCCCUGGGAGCCCCGCUGCCUUCCUGGACCAGUGGCCGCUCCACCCAUCCUGGGGGCCCAGCUCCAGGUCUGCGGGUCCCUCAGCCGCCCCCAGUGGGAAUCGGUGGAGCCCGACGGAGCCAGGAGCACCCAAGAGUCACGUGUUCUGCCAGGGAGGACAUGGGACAGGACACGGGGUGCCAGCCCUGCAAAGCGGCCGGGGCAGUGGAGCUCAGGUGGCCCUAAGCCCUGGUGGUGGCUGGUGUGGCCCAGCAGGCAGCUGUGGGAGGGAGGAAGAGGGUGGCAUGCGGUGGGGGUCUAGGGAAGGCGGGCAGGGCACCUCGGGAGCCCCCCAUUGGGCAUCUCAGGAACCCCCGCAUUGGGCACCUUGGGAGUCCCCCGCAUUGGGCACCUCGGGAACCCCCCACAUUGGGCACCUCGGGAACCCCCGCAUUGGGCACCUCGGGAACCCCCCACAUUGGGCACCUCGGGAGUCCCCCGCAUUGGGCACCUCGGGAACCCCCGCAUUGGGCACCUCGGGAACCCUCCCAUUGGGCACCUCGGGAACCCCCCCUAUUGGGCACCUUGGGAGCCCCCCACAUUGGGCACCUUGGGAACCCCUCCCCUAAUUCUCAGCUGACUCCAAGGCCUGAGAAGGAGCUUGGUCACCUGGACUGUGAAGGUGGAGGGUGGGGUCCCUGGUGGGUCGUCCUACCUACCAGCUGUGUCGCCGGAAGGGUAAUACGGGGCACUGUGGCCCCGGGGAGCCCCAAGUGGCAGCUCCACAGCUGGGAGUUUCUGUCCACUCCUUCAGUCAACAAACAUUGAUCCUGGGCUGACCGGGUCCCGGGGGUGUCAGUGUCUCCUCUCGGGGAAGAGGGCUGAGUGAGAUCAACAAAGGAGCCUCCCUUCUUCCCUUCAGGCUGGUGUCACCUUCAGUGACGGGGCAGGGUCCCCACUUGGGAAGUUAAAUCGUCGUCCCCGUCCCAGGACCACAGCAGCCUCAGCCCUGCUCUCCAGGCCAGGCUCUCUCAUGGGUGCUCAGCUGGAAAUUGGUCCCCCCCCGGCUCCACCCACCCCUGUUGGGAUGAGGGGCUGGAGUCUCCCUACCCAUACGGGACCCACCGCCCGCAGGGAACGGAGGACCCUCACACUUCUGCACCUCCUGCCUCACUAUCAGAGACCCAGUGGAGAAUUGCCCCCCACCUCACCUUUUGUAUUCAGAGGCCCUGACCCCUAGGGAUCCAGGACUAGGGGUGCCCUAUGGGGAGCCCACCAGUGGCCUGUGGAUGCUGAGCUGUCGGGGGAAUCCUCCAGGAUCCCCAGCCCCACCUUCCCAACCUUCUGUUGAGGCUGGGGGGACACAGAGCCCCACUCCCUCUUCCUCCCACUCCUGGGUCCUGACUGUUUUAAAGAAAGGCCUGGGGGACUGGGCAGCCAACCCCUCCCUCGGCUCGCUGGGGUCUCCAGACUGGCUGCCCGGCUGGAAGGUGGGGCCCUGGCACGUGAGGACCUCAUGUGUGGAGGCACUGGCUUGGGGGGGUGCUCCCAGUGGCUCUAGAGUCAACAUGACAGGCAUUGAAUGGCUCCCGUUUCUCUGGCAGAGUUGGGGCAGAGCCAGGCUUGGCCACGCUGGGCUCUAAGGGGCUGUCAUUUUGCCCAGGGAGCUCCUGGCUGGGCGGUCCUCCCCCCAGGGUGAGCACGCGUCCCCCCAACCCCCACUUCGAGGCCCCUAGGCAGGGAACAGCUUAUCGGCCAGUGUCCUUCCUCCUUGUCCCCUGCCUGCAUCUCCACCAUCCACCCUGCUCCAGCUGCCCCUUGUCUCUCUCCCCAUCCCCUGCCCAGAGCCCCAGGUCUCCCCUGCACCCCUGAGCCUGCCCACCUAGCAGUGCCCCUCGUCCAGGGCCCCUCUGGGUUGGGGGUGCACACAGCGGGGAGAGGCGGCUCCUGCUGCUCCUCACCCAGCCCGGCUCAGUGGCCGGAGCCGCCCAGGGCAGUGGCAGCAGAUGGGGCUGUUUGAUCAGAAUCAGGGAAGAUAAGGCCCCUUGCAUGACCCCAGAGCUGGGGACGCCAAAACUGCCCCUCCUCCCCCACCCGCCUGCCGCUUUCUCCGCCAGGGAGAGGCCCCUACUCUGUGGGUCCUUCGCCCCAGCACCAAGCCUGCAUGGCUGCUCACCUGGCUUAGGAACUGGGGAUCAGCGACACACGGGUCCUGCCUCCCAUCGGCCCCUACAUGAGCCCAGGGUCCAAGGCCUGCGGUUGGGAGCUCUUUAGCAGUCUGUGACGCAGGUGCCUGUCCCUGUCAUUCAGCUGUCACACUGCUUGGUGCAUCUCAGGCCCCGUUAGCGGUAGAGCUGGCCCCACGCGGGCUCACCCAGCCACUACCUGGAGGAGGCUAAAAUCCAGGCUGUCCCGUGGCAGCCAGCAGUCCAGCCCUGCCCGGAAACCCUCUGCUCCAGCCGCAGCCUUCGCCCAUCUCCUUGCCCCUCUCCCCGGCUUCCCCUGGCACUGCCUUCCAGCUGGCUGGCCCUCCAUCUGCCCAGCCAUCCAUCCACACCUCUUAUUCCAUUUGAGGGUGCCCCAAAGAAGAGCCCGUCACAGCCCGGGGGCUCACAGCCAGCCACUCGCGGGACCCCGCACAUGCACGCGGACCUACAGGAAGACCCUCCCUGCUUCUCCCACAGAAUUCAGUUGGUGCAGAAACUGGGCUCUGUAGCAACGAAAGGCCGAUUUGUGUAGCUGUUGCCACCCCGAACUCCCAGCUCAGAUGCUGGCUAUGGCCUGGGGACCAGGGGCUGUGACUCCCACAGCCCUGGCAGGCACCACGGGGGAUGUCCUCCCCACCCUGUGUCCCCACCCUAGGCCAGCUCCUCCUCCGAGCCGACGCCCGCAGUGCUAAUCUCAAAGGACUGUGCGGCCAGCCUGUGGCGUCCCAUGGGAUCCAGGAAGCCCAACCGAGCCUUGCACGGCACCCAUGAGGCACCUAGGCACCCCGGUGCUGGGCAGGGGGCACGCAUGUGACACAGACCCCUGAGUGUGGGCCCCACACACUUGGCCUGGCACAGCUGCAAGCCAGCCCAGCCACUUUGCUCGCCGUGGCACUGGGGCCAAGUGAUGGAAGGUCCAGGCACCGCCACCCUCACGCUUGGCACAUUGACUCAGGACCCUGAGGCUCAGAGGGGCAGCUUCAGGGGAGGACACCCCACUGGCCAGGACGCCCCAGGCUCUGCUGCUCUGCCACUCAGCUGCCCUCGGAGGAGCGUGCACACCCACCAGGACUGCAUUGCCCCAGCUGUGCAGCCCCUGCCAGAUGUGGGAGGCAGCUAGCUGCCCAGAGGCAUGCCCCCCUGCCAGCCACAGCGACCCCUGCUGCUGUUGCUGCUGCUGCUGGCCUGCCAGCCACAGGUCCCCUCCGCUCAGGUGAUGGACUUCCUGUUUGAGAAGUGGAAGCUCUACGGUGACCAGUGUCACCACAACCUGAGCCUGCUGCCCCCUCCCACGGAGCUGGUGUGCAACAGAACCUUCGACAAGUAUUCCUGCUGGCCGGACACCCCCGCCAAUACCACGGCCAACAUCUCCUGCCCCUGGUACCUGCCUUGGCACCACAAAGUGCAACACCGCUUCGUGUUCAAGAGAUGCGGGCCCGACGGUCAGUGGGUGCGUGGACCCCGGGGGCAGCCUUGGCGUGACGCCUCCCAGUGCCAGAUGGAUGGCGAGGAGACUGAGGUCCAGAAGGAGGUGGCCAAGAUGUACAGCAGCUUCCAGGUGAUGUACACAGUGGGCUACAGCCUGUCCCUGGGGGCCCUGCUCCUCGCCUUGGCCAUCCUGGGGGGCCUCAGCAAGCUGCACUGCACCCGCAAUGCCAUCCACACGAAUCUGUUUGCGUCCUUCGUGCUGAAAGCCAGCUCCGUGCUGGUCAUUGAUGGGCUGCUCAGGACCCGCUACAGCCAGAAGAUUGGCGACGACCUCAGUGUCAGCAUCUGGCUCAGUGAUGGAGCGGUGGCUGGCUGCCGUGUGGCCGCGGUGUUCAUGCAAUAUGGCAUCGUGGCCAACUACUGCUGGCUGCUGGUGGAGGGCCUGUACCUGCACAACCUGCUGGGCCUGGCCACCCUCCCGGAGAGGAGCUUCUUCAGCCUCUACCUGGGCAUCGGCUGGGGUGCCCCCAUGCUGUUCGUCGUCCCCUGGGCGGUGGUCAAGUGUCUGUUCGAGAACGUCCAGUGCUGGACCAGCAAUGACAACAUGGGCUUCUGGUGGAUCCUGCGGUUCCCCGUCUUCCUGGCCAUCCUGAUCAACUUCUUCAUCUUCGUCCGCAUCAUUCACCUGCUCGUGGCCAAGCUGCGGGCGCGGCAGAUGCACCACACAGACUACAAGUUCCGGCUGGCCAAGUCCACGCUGACCCUCAUCCCUCUGCUGGGCGUCCACGAAGUGGUCUUCGCCUUCGUGACGGACGAGCACGCCCAGGGCACCCUGCGCUCCGCCAAGCUCUUCUUCGACCUCUUCCUCAGCUCCUUCCAGGGCCUGCUGGUGGCUGUCCUCUACUGCUUUCUCAACAAGGAGGUGCAGUCAGAGCUGCGGCGGCGUUGGCACCGCUGGCGCCUGGGCAAAGUGCUAUGGGAGGAGCGGAACACCAGCAACCACAAGGCCUCAUCUUCGCCCGGCCGCGGCCUUCCCGGCAAGGAGCUGCAGUUUGGGAGGGGUGGUGGCAGCCAGGAUUCAUCUGUGGAGACCCCCUUGGCUGGUGGCCUCCCUAGAUUGGCUGAGAGCCCCUUCUGAACCCUGCUGGGACCCCAGCUAGGGCUGGACUCUGGCACCCAGAGGGCGUCGCUGGACAACCCAGAACUGGACGCCCAGCUGAGGCUGGGGGCGGGAGAGCCAACAGCAGCCCCCACCUACCCCCGACCCCCAGUGUGGCUGUCUGUGAGAUUGGGCCUCCUCUCCCUGCACCUGCCUUGUCCCUGGUGCAGGGGUGAGCAGAGGAGUCCAGGGCGGGAGUGGGGGCUGUGCCGUGAGCUGCGUGCCAGUGUCCCCACGUAUAUCGGCACGUCCUGUGUGCGUGGAAAUGUCCUCCGACAAUAAAGAGCUCAA